Messenger RNA from Pisolithus orientalis, 2205 nucleotides. Its product is annotated as TPR-like protein. The transcript has 2 exons. The coding region runs from base 120 to 1895 and encodes 591 amino acids. NCBI's taxonomy places the organism in Eukaryota, Fungi, Basidiomycota, Agaricomycetes, Boletales, Pisolithaceae. Gene Ontology annotation, molecular function: protein binding. The record is from RefSeq and is a predicted model, not a curated record.
AUUAGCCUCCUGAUUUGAACAGCGUUCUGACGCUCAAGGUUGCUCACCCUGUUUGUUUAUUCCCGUGAUAACGCAGAACCAUUUUCACUGAGUAUACCAUCCCGGUGUAACGGUAUUCGAUGGCUUCAACAGACGACGUUUCCCGCAUACGAGCGAAGUUGGAACGCUGCCCUCCAGGGGAUGAUGGGCGGGAUGUCGCCCUCUACGACCUUGCGUCCGCCCAUUGGGAGAGAUACCGCAAAGAGAAGGAAAUUGACGACUUGAACGAGGCAAUCACGCUGCAGCGCGAGGUUUUGGAACUCCGACCACUCAAGAAUGACGAUCGGUCUAAACCACUCAACGGCCUUGCUUCUUAUCUUGUACAUAGAUAUGACAGUCAGGGAGCAGUCGAAGACUUAGAAGAAGCCAUCACGCUUGGACGUGAAGUGCUGGGGCUCCGUCCACUAGGGCAUCGCGUUCGAGCCGUGACUCUCUACAACCUUGCUACUCGCCUGAAGAAGAGGUCUCUGAGAGAGGCUAAGACAAGUGAUUUAGACGAAGCGAUCGAGCUGCUCCGUGAAGCUUUGGAACUAUGUCCCUCUGGGCAUCCACAUCGGUCUUCUCCGCUCUGUGAAUUCGUCCUCUGUCUCUCGAUUAGAUAUAAAAUUCAGGGGGCAGUUAAUGACUUGGAAGAAAUCGUGACACUCAGACGUGCAGAACUAGAACUCUGUCCACGAGGGCAUCCAGACCAUGCCAGAGCUCUUCACAACCUUGCUUGCGACCUCCGGAGGUUCGCGAAAAAGACCGCGAUCUGCUAUUUGGAGGAAUCGAUUGGGCUCCUCCGUCAAGCUGUGGAACUACGUCCACCUGGACGUGCUAACAGGUCCUCAUCGCUUCAUGAACUCGCCCUCUGUCUCUCGGAUAGACAUGACGAGCGGGAGAUAGUCGAUGACUUGGAAGAAGCCAUCACACUUGGACGUGAAGCACUGGCGCUUCGUCCACCAGGCCAUGCCGAUCGUGACGAAUCUCUUCACAAUCUCUCUUACAAUCUCAGGAAGAGGUUCGUGAGACAAGCUACGAUACACGACUUGGAGGAAGUGAUCGAGCUGCACCGUGCAGCUUUAGAACUUCGUCCUUCUGGGCAUCAACAUCAGCCUUCAUCACUCCGUGAACUUGCUCUCUGUCUGUCGAACAGACAUGACAAGCAGGGGGCAGUUAAUGACUUGGAAGAAGCCAUCACGCUUGGACAUGCAGCGCUAGAGCUCUGUCCACCUGAGCAUGUCGAUCGCGGCGUGUCUCUCCAUAACCUUGCUCGCGACCUCAGGAGGAGGUUCGCGAAAGAGCAUGUGAUCGAUGACUUGGAGAAGGCAAUUGAGCUGCUCCGCCCAGCUUUGGAACUACGUCCCAACGGACAUCCUGAUCGGUCCUCAUUGCUCCACGAACUUGCUCUCUGUCUGUCGAAUUGGCAUGACAAGCACGGGAUAGUUCCUGACUUGGAAGAGGCCAUCGCGCUUGGACGUGCAGCACUCGAGCUCUGUCCAGCAGGGCAUCCCGAUCGUGGUGCCGUUCUUUACAGCCUUGCGUGCAAUUUGCGUAAGAAGUUUCAGAAGCUGGCUGACAUGCCCAGGUUGCCAGGGGCAAAUUUCCUUGAUCGGGCUGCGUCGGCAGUCUGCCCAAAGGCUGAUGUCGCCUCAUCCCUUUUCGAGCUUUCACUACACCUCUGGGACCGGUUCCAGCAGCAGGCUGCCACAACUGAUCUAGACGAUGCCAUUUGUCUUGCAACGUACGCUUUGGAGCUCCGAUUGCCUCAUGAAGAUGUUUCAAUUGCAGGUGGGUUCAGAGGCUGGCCCAGGGAGCAGACUCAGAAAAACCUAUCACGUGUGGUCAAGCGGCGGAUAAUCUAUGUGUCUUUGUGAAAUACCAUAGGGCCAGAUUCCAAACUCAACAUGAAAUCGUUGAUCUAAACGAGGCCAUCACCUUAUACGGAUAUAUGCUGCAACUCUGCCUGGUUAGGCAUCCAAACCGCGUUUCGUCCUUCCAUGACCUUGCACAGUGUCUUGCAGAACGGUUUCAUCAACAGCCCACAGCGUCCGAUUUGGAUCAGGCUAUUUCACUUGAGCAAGAAGCCCUGCAGUUACUCGUGCGUGGAGAUCCGGGUUACGAUGCGUCUUGGAAAUGCUUUACGGCCUACCUCCGAAUGAAAAUCACUUCGCAGGUUGCUAUGAU